Molecule: messenger RNA, 1181 nt
Organism: Physeter macrocephalus (sperm whale)
Lineage: Eukaryota; Metazoa; Chordata; Mammalia; Artiodactyla; Physeteridae
Gene: RAB26
Product: RAB26, member RAS oncogene family
Exons: 9
Coding region: 188-958 (256 amino acids)
Biological process (GO): regulation of exocytosis
Molecular function (GO): GTPase activity; GTP binding
Source: RefSeq, a predicted model, not a curated record
GGCUGCGGGGCUGUGGGGCGGCGGGGGCGGGGCGGCGCGGAGCAGGGCGCCUGGGAGGUAGCUGCAGCCGCCGCGGGACGGUUUCGGCUUAGGGUCUGGGUCUGGCUCCGAGGGCGCGGGGAGCAGGGUGUCCCGGGGCGCGGCGGCUGCAGCGGGAGCGUACUGAGCGCACGCCAGCCCGCCUGCCAUGUCCAGGAAAAAGACCCCCAAGAGCAAGGGGGGUAGCGCGCCCGCUACCUCCGCACUGCCCGCCACCCACGAGUCCCGGCCCGUGUGCCCUGGGACUGCGCGCCCUGGCCCUGAGGCACCUCCCAACGGGCCCCCGCAGCCUGGCCGGUCUUCGCUUGGCGGCGGCGGUGACUUCUACGACGUCGCCUUCAAGGUCAUGCUGGUGGGAGACUCAGGCGUGGGGAAAACCUGCUUACUCGUGCGCUUUAAGGAUGGGGCUUUCCUGGCAGGGACCUUCAUCUCCACUGUGGGCAUCGACUUCAGGAACAAAGUUCUGGAUGUGGAUGGCAUGAAGGUGAAGCUACAGAUCUGGGACACGGCUGGCCAGGAAAGGUUCCGCAGCGUCACCCAUGCCUACUACCGAGACGCUCAUGCACUGCUGCUGCUCUAUGACAUCACCAACAAGGCCUCCUUCAACAGCAUCCAGGCCUGGCUGACAGAGAUCCAGGAGUACGCCCAGCAUGAUGUGGUACUCAUGCUGCUGGGGAACAAGGUGGACUCUGCCCAGGAGCGUGUGGUGAAAAGGGAAGAUGGGGAGAAGCUGGCCAAGGAGUACGGGCUGCCGUUCAUGGAGACCAGCGCCAAGACGGGCCUCAAUGUGGACUUGGCUUUCAUGGCCAUAGCAAAGGAGUUGAAGCAGCGCUGCAUGAAAACUCCUAGUGAGCCUCGCUUUCAGCUGCACGACUACAUCAAGAGGGAGGGCCGGGGGGACUCCUGCUGCAAACCCUGAACCUGGCUGGGGACAGCCACCAGGGUGUUCUCCCUGGAAGACUGGAUAGAGUCUACACACCCCUGACUUCACCACCCAGCAGCCAGUCCCAGGGUGUCUGUUUCUAGGAAUCCCAGGCUGAGCCUUGCCCUUCCCUCAUCUGGGCAGCCAUCCAGAGCCUCAGUCCCAACAAACAGGCUUCAGGAAGCCAGAGGGUCCGCAGCCCUCCUUCACCUGCUGCUGC